CAGGCUCCAGAGUUUCCUAUUUUGGAGAAGCAGAACUGGUUGAUACAUCUUCACUAUAUACGGAAGGAUUAUGAAGCAUGCAAGGCUGUUAUCAAAGAGCAGCUUCAGGAGACUCAGGGGUUAUGUGAAUAUGCUAUCUAUGUCCAAGCAUUAAUAUUUCGCCUGGAAGGAAAUAUCCAAGAAUCCCUAGAACUCUUUCAGACGUGCGCUGUUCUCAGCCCUCAGUGUGCUGAUAACCUCAAGCAGGUGGCCAGAUCUUUAUUUCUUUUGGGAAAACAUAAAGCUGCCAUUGAAGUAUAUAAUGAAGCAGCUAAACUUAACCAGACAGAUUGGGAGAUCUGUCAUAACCUAGGAGUUUGCUACAUUUAUCUGAAACAGUUCAAAAAGGCGCAAGAGCAGCUGCACAAUGCCCUACAUCUUAACAGGCAUGAUUUGACUUACAUAAUGCUGGGGAAGAUCCACCUGCUGGAGGGAGACUUGGACAAGGCCAUUGAAAUCUACAAGAAAGCAGUGGAGUUCUCACCAGAGAAUACAGAACUUCUUACGACUUUGGGAUUACUCUACUUACAGCUCGGCAUUUACCAGAAGGCAUUCGAACAUCUUGGAAAUGCACUGACCUAUGACCCUACCAACUACAAGGCCAUUUUGGCAGCAGGCAGCAUGAUGCAGACCCACGGGGACUUUGAUGUUGCCCUCACCAAGUACAGAGUUGUAGCUUGUGCCGUUCCAGAAAGUCCUCCACUCUGGAACAACAUCGGAAUGUGUUUCUUUGGCAAGAAGAAAUAUGUGGCAGCUAUCAGCUGCCUGAAACGAGCCAACUACUUGGCACCCUUUGAUUGGAAGAUUCUGUAUAACUUGGGCCUUGUCCACUUGACAAUGCAGCAGUAUGCGUCAGCUUUCCAUUUCCUCAGCGCGGCCAUCAACUUCCAGCCAAAGAUGGGGGAGCUCUACAUGCUCUUGGCUGUGGCUCUGACCAAUCUGGAAGACCCAGAGAACGCCAAGAGAGCCUACGCGGAAGCCGUCCGCCUGGAUAAGUGUAACCCGUUAGUAAACCUCAACUAUGCUGUGCUGCUGUACAACCAGGGCGAGAAGCAGGGUGCCCUGGCUCAGUAUCAGGAGAUGGAGAAGAAGGUCCACCUGCUGCAGGACAGCAGCUCUCUGGAAUUUGACGCCGAGAUGGUGGACAUGGCCCAGAAGCUGGGAGCUGCCCUCCAGGUCGGGGAGGCACUGGUCUGGACGAAACCAGUUAAAGACACCAAGUCAAAGCACCGGACCACUUCAACUAGCAAAGCUGCCAGUCUCCAGCAGCCUCUGGGCUCUAAUCAAGCCCUAGGACAGGCAAUGUCUUCAGCAGCUGCAUACGGGAAGCUCCCCUCAGGUGCUGGAGGAACAUCCCAUCUCACAAAGCCACCAUCUCUGCCUCUGGAGCCACAGCCCACUGUGGAAGCACAUCCAAAUGAAGCAUCUGCACAAAUAAGAGAAAAAUAG
Molecule: messenger RNA, 1488 nt
Organism: Puma concolor (puma)
Lineage: Eukaryota; Metazoa; Chordata; Mammalia; Carnivora; Felidae
Source: RefSeq, a predicted model, not a curated record